UGAGCUCCACAGGUGUCAUGUUUUUUACAAAUUGAAGGUGAGAACCUCCACCAGCAAAUAGAUUACCACUUGCUUUAUUGUGAUACUCGCUUUAUUGCAGUCUGGAAACAAACCCACAAUAUUUCCAAGCUGUGCCUGUAUUAUUUAUUAGUUGCCCUUCCCUGGAGCUGAGCUGUAGGGAAACAUCACCUGGCCCUGGUAAGAGAUGACAGUUAGCUCUGCUUUUAUCAGAAGCCGCUUAAAAGCUUGGCCACCAAUUUGCUUGUCUAGAUUCUUCGGAAGAUUAAGCUGGCUGCGGUCCCUUGCAAUAUAAAAUUUUUUUAAAAAAUGUCUGCAGCUCAGACUUUCUGUUGCUUCUGAGUUUCCAGGGGCUACUUCUUGGCAUCAUCACUAUGGGAGGUGUCCCUGUCAGGAAAAGCGGCCUGGGACCCAGCUGAGGCGCUUGGGGUGGCGGCUGCACUGUUGCUGGGGUCUUUGCGUGCGUGGAAGUGGACAGAGGGGGAGUCCAAGCUGAGGAAUCCAGGCGUCAGGGGCAGCAAACUCUUGAGUCCAGCACCCUGGGCGUCCUUGCCUCUGCUGCUUUCAUAUAUCCUCCUUUCCCACCAGUACUGGCCUUGGGCUUGGUCUUUCUAAGCCACCAUCUCUCCCUGGUUCCAUAAUAUUUCUUUUCAAUCACAGUCUCAGAAUAGAAUAGCCUGUCUACUGGAGGCUAGUCAGCAUCUCAGAGCAAAGAAAUCUGCUCUUUCCCUGCUGCAGACCUGCUGGCUCAAGCGACCGAGGUGACUGCUGCGUGCUUAGCUUUCAAGGGCUCUCGUUCAGAGGUCCUGAAUUACAGAUCGCAGUCAAGGCUUUAGAAACAGCUGGUUGGAAAUAAUUGCCUUGACUGGCUCCAGUGACCCCUCCCCCCCAUGAACAUAUCCCACUUACGCAUAUGUUCUCCUCAUUUAUCAUUUAUGGGUAUAUUGGGUUUUUACUCCACAGGCCUGACACUUUGAUAUUAGACUUGCUAAUGAGCAGCAACCAUUCGCCCCUACUGCCUGUCAUUCAGAGCAAUCAAGGUAUAUCGCAUGCAGCGGCGAAGAGCUUAGCAGACAGCCUUCUUCCACAUUCUGCUCAGAAAAUAAUGGGAGGGUCCAGAGGUGUCAUCUGAUGCGGAUGAAGGCGUACUUAUUCCCUACACAAAAGAGCCGAGGCAAAAAGACAGAAAGCUACCUGCUUUCCAUCCAGGAGCUGGAUGGAGAAGGGGAUGCUGGCGGCCGCCCCUGCAGACUCCAACUCCAGCGCCAUGAAUGUGUCCUUUGCUCACCUACACUUUGCCGGAGGGUACCUGCCCUCUGACUCCAAGGCCUGGAGGACCAUCGUCCCCGCUGUCUUGGCGGCUGUCUGCCUGGUGGGCUUCAUGGGGAACCUGUGUGUGAUUGGCUUCCUCCUUCACAGUGCUCGGAAAGGAAAGCCGUCCCUGAUCCACUCCCUGAUUCUGAACCUCAGCCUGGCUGAUCUCUCUCUCCUGCUCUUUUCUGCACCUGUCCGAGCUACGGCGUACUCCAAAGGUGUGUGGGAUCUAGGCUGGUUUGUCUGCAAGUCCUCUGACUGGUUCAUCCACAUGUGCAUGGCAGUCAAGAGCCUGACCAUCGUCGCAGUGGCUAAAGUCUGCUUCAUGUACGCAAGGGACCCAGCCAAGUCAGGAAGCAUCCACACCUGCACCACCGGGUCGGUGCUGGUGGCCAUCUGGGCUGUGGCUGGCCUGCUGCCCCUGCCGGAAUGGUUCUUCAGCACCACCAGGCUGCACGCAGGCGUGGAAAUGUGCCUCAUGGACGUGCCCGCUGUGGCCGCAAAGUUCAUGUCGAUGUUUGGUAAGCUCUACCCUCUCUUGGUAUUUUGCCUUCCGUUACUCGUUGCUAGCUUUUAUUUCUGGAGAGCUUAUGGCCAAUGUCGAAAGCGAGGAACCAAGACUCAACAUCUUAGAAACCAGAUGCGCUCAAGGCAACUCACAGUGAUGUUGCUAAGCGUUGCCAUCACCUCUGCUAUUCUGUGGCUCCCCGCAUGGAUAGCUUGGCUGUGGGUAUGGCAUCUGAAGGCAGGAGGCCCGGCCCCACCACAGGGCUUUAUAGCCCUCUCUCAAGUCCUCAUGUUUUCCAAUUCUUCAGCAAAUCCUCUCAUUUUUCUAGUGAUGUCAGAGGAGCUCAAGGAAGGCUUGAAAGGCUUAUGGAAAUUGAUGGUAACCGAACAACAUCCAGCUGCCUCAGGGUCUCAGGAACCACCAGCUGGUAACACAGAGGUCCUUCCUGACAGUGUUCCCUCUCCAGAGUCCCCAACAUCCAUACCAGAGAGAGAGAAAACGGGCUCUCCCUCCUCCAGCAAAGAGAAAACCGAGAAGGCAGAGGUUCCCAUCCUCCCUGAUGUACAGCAGUUUUGGCACGAGAGGGACACAGUCCUUGGUGUCCAAGACAACGACCCUAUCCCCUGGGAGCAUGAAGAUCAGGAGACAGGAGAGUGUGAGAAAUGACUAUGUUUCAAAGCAAAACAAAUGGUGAUGAUUGUAUGUACUUGUACUGCUGCUUAUCGAUAUUGCUGCUCUAUAUAAAACAUGGUAAGAAUUAUUACCACUAGGAACGACAAAGAUGCUUCAGUCCUCAUUUCCAAAACGUGCAGUAAGUAGAACACCACGUUAGGAGCAGGAAUUGUUUCAGAAUUGUAGCCUGGCCGUCCAGAGAAUUCUGUUGGAUGAUGAUGUUUCUACAAGUGAUUAGAAAGCCCAGCUCUUUUGUUCCUUGCUCGCAGUGGCUGUUUUACUGCCCACUCUUUAGGAGCAGCUCUGUACUGGCUGGAGUAGAGCUUAUCUGUCAAAAGCCGAAACCUUUUGCCUUGUUUCUUCCUGAGCCUGCCAGCCCUCAAUUCACCUGUCAAGCUUCAUUUCACAUUAACCAAAGCUCACUAUCUACAUCCAGUUAAGAGAUUUUUUUCGUCAACACACUAAUGAAUAAAUUGUAAUGAGUCAUCUUCAUUUGCUUAAAAUAAGUAAAUUUACUUGAUGAAAAUCUAUACACAAUGUUCAAGACUGAAGGUUGCAGAAUAAGGAACACCACUUUAUUCCAGGUCUGGGCUCAUUUCAAAUCAUGGCUUAUUUUGGCUAAGUUUAAGUAAAAACUUUGCCUUAUAUUAAAAGCUGCUUCAUUGAUUUUAAUGCCACCACUGUGAGUCUUCGGUUUCUAAGUCCAAGGAUUACCAUCUUAGCGUGACAGUCUAUAUCCUGAUAUGAAGGAAGAGCUUAAAACCUACCCUUUCUCUUCCCAAGUACCUGCUCUUCCAAAAUGCAGGAGACAGUUAACUCUUCUAUGAGCUGAAAUCAAUCUGUUCCUCCCAAUAUCUCCUUUCUCUCAAGAUAAACUAUAAGUUAUGACUAAUGAUAUUGGUGUUAAAUACUGAAGGCAAUUGUCAAAUAUAAAUAUAGAAGGGGGAGAGAUGGUGAGCCUUCUUGUUAAAUGGCAUUAAACAUACCUAUAACAUUGAACUUGCACCCUGCUCAACUUUUAAAGUACCUCAGGGUUUUUAAGUUAUAAACCUGAUCAAGAGUAGCAAGAAAAAAAUACUAGUAUGGAAAAGAGAAAAUUCAGUGGAUGCAAGACAGAGAAUUUGCAUAAGAGUAGAAAACAAACAUACAAGGGCAACGCAGAAAGAAAAGCACUACAAUUUUGUGUUUCCAAACAUAUUACCAGUAUAACUUAAAUAACAGGCAAUAACUGUUCAUUUUACAGCAAGGUAAAGCAUACCCAAUGAAAAAUUAUUAUACUACAUUUCUUCCCCUAUUAAAUAAGGACAUUUAGCCAUGGUUCUUGACUACUUUGUAAUGGAACUCGGGUGUUUUCACUAAAGGACUCUUUCAGAAAAAACUGCCUUUGAGGCAAGCAAGAAUUUGAAAUAUAAAAUAUAUGCUAUGGAUGGAAUUUUUAUUUUUUAAACCAAGUUCAGUCUGUGGAUUUUUUUAUUUUGUUUUUACGAAUGGUCAUUUGUUUUUUUUAAACACAGAAGAUAGGGCUAUUGCUGUCUUGUAUUUGGUUCAUUACAAAAUUGUAAGGCUCACUGCACAUAUAAAGUCCAAUUUAACCUAAGUAUCCAAAAUACUGUUUUUGCAAUAUGAUACUUAUACAAAGGCAUUACUUUUAAAAUUGUCUGUGAUGAACUAUUUAAGAUUUUUACAUACAUUAUAUAUAGUAAAUGUAGGACAUAAGAUUCCAGUAUUGCUAUUUUAACUUAUAAACAAAUAAAAACAAUUGUUUCACUUCAGAUAGUUUGUGAGAUUUAAAGCUGUCUUGUCUUGAAUGCUCCUUUCAAACUCAUCAUUUGACACAAUGGGAUUAUAUGGGGAGCCCAGACCUUAACACUGGCACAGGUCUCAGGGUAAACAAAUUCAUGUUAUGUUUACAGAGUUUGCUGACAAGCACCAAAUCAAGAUGCAGAUAUGGAAACCCAGUGUGAUCACAACUCUUUCAUUAAGAACCUAAUACACAAAGUCCCGACUUCAUCCCUUAAACAAAUCUGUGUAGAAGAGUUUGAUUUGCAAUUUAUAUCAGCAAUCAAUCCCAAGUACUUUACAAUAAAAGUAGGAAAUUAAGAUGUCACCAAACUGUUUUCUUCACAUUACUUUGAGAAACAGAAUGUAGUGAAUGGGCGAACAAUACUAUGGAAUUCAAAAUAACAAAAUAAAGCAUUUUGGAAAUUUCACCUUUGUAGGACAGUCACAUUUGUGUAAUAGUCAUGUGCCUUUUGUUAAAUACUUCAGUCUCACUCCUUGUAAGAAUUAAAAAUCACUCAAUGAAUUUAUAAAAAUGAACUUAAAAAAAAAAAGGGAGAUAAAGAAAAAGAAAAAUUCUGUUAAUUAACAAUUUACCAGUCAAGCUUAGCCAAAUACUGAAUUCCAGGUUUCUACAUACAGAGUUCAUGUAAGUUUUGUGGCACUUAAUAUAUUUAAGCUACAUACUAAUAACACAGAUGUGAAUGUGUUCAUGUCUGUGUGUGAUGUGUGUCUGUGCACAUGGAACACACAAAUACAAAUCUGCUGGUGUCCCUUUUUAGGUUUUGUCACAAUCAUAGUAGGUGUGAGAUAACAGAGAAAAUAUUGGGUUGUCGGAAAAGUCAUGACGCAUUUUUGCAACA
This is a messenger RNA of Hipposideros armiger (great roundleaf bat), 5154 nucleotides long. RefSeq names its product G protein-coupled receptor 151 (gene GPR151). The transcript has a single exon. Gene Ontology annotation, biological process: G protein-coupled receptor signaling pathway. Lineage: Eukaryota; Metazoa; Chordata; Mammalia; Chiroptera; Hipposideridae. Gene Ontology annotation, cellular component: plasma membrane. Gene Ontology annotation, molecular function: G protein-coupled receptor activity. The coding region runs from base 1235 to 2506 and encodes 423 amino acids. The record is from RefSeq and is a predicted model, not a curated record.